AUGUACAAAAAUAGCUGCUCACAGUCCUGUCAGACAGAUUUGGAAGUCAUCUUGGAGUUUCUUGAAGAGCACUGGAGGCAAGAGUCUAGAAGAGGGGACUUAUGGGAAAGCACUGAUUCCCUUGAGAAUUCUCAAACUGUUGGACAGGGUUGUAGUGCUGCAGCAAAUCACUUGGAUUCUCUCCAGCUGAUUUCUUCUUCAAAAGCUCAACAGGAUGCAGGACAGCAGAUGAAGAUGAAUGGAUUUGAUCCAGGUGUGGAGUUUGGGAUGAGGGAAUCAGUAAUCCAGGGUGUUUGCACUGAGCCAGCUUUAAACCCCCUGGCUGGUCCAGAGAGGCCUUUAACUCCACGUGUAAAAGCUGAGCGGAGUUGGAACGCUGAAUCAUUGCCCAGCUCUACACCUGCAGGCAGAGGAAAAAAGGUGCGCCUUUUCCACUUUCUGUUUGAAAUGCUAGAGGACCCGGGAAUGGCUCACUGUGUGUCAUGGGUUCCUUCAUCAGCUGGGGUUUUCUGCUUCUCCUCCACACACAAGGAACGCGUGGCAGAACUCUGGGGGCAGCGCAAAGGCAACAGAAGACCCAUGACCUACCAGAAGAUGUCCCGCGCCCUGAGAAACUACACCCGCUCAGGAGAAAUCAUCAAAGUGAGAAAAAAACUGACAUACCAGUUCAGCAGAGCCACCCUCACUACAUUAAGGAGUCAGCAGCCUGUCAAGAACGCCCUACACUGAGAAGGAAAGAUUCUGUAAAGUUCUGUAAUAACACAAGAAAAAGUUCCCUGUAUUGGGUUCUAUAUCUUUAUUAGUAAACAUCUGUGGAUUUUAUGAAGUCCUGCUUGGACUGCAACCAUUGUAAUCGGUGAUCAGAUUACCACUUCUCAUACAGUCUAAUUUUUAGUGAGAUGUAUUCAUGUCGUGAUACCUAUUUUUGUUUGGAUGUUAUACAGAUCUGGAAAAAAGAGACGGCACUUAAAAAUUGUGAGUUUCUUUGAUUUUACCAAACUGCCAUCAAACCAAAAUGAACUGCUUUUUUUUUGUAUCAGGAGUGGCAUAAAUGUGUCUAAAAGCAGCGUAUAAGACUGGUGGAUUAGAACAGGCCAAGAUGCAUAAAAACUGUGAUUAAAAACAGGGUUAUUCCAGCAAAUAUUGAUUUCUGAACUCUUAAAACUUUAUGAAUAUAAACUUGUUUUCUUUUCAUUCUUUGAGAUCUGAAAGCUCUGCAUCUUUUUUGUUAUUUUAGCCAUUUCUCAUUGUCUGCAAAUAAAUGCUCUAAAUGACAAUAUUUUUAUUAGGAAUUUGGGAGAAAUGUUUGUAGUUUAUAGAAUAAAAUAACAAUGUUCAUUUUACUCAAACAUAUACCUAUAAAUAGCAAAAUCAGAGAAACUGAUUCAGAAACUUUAGUUGUCUCUUAUUUUUUUCAAGAGCUGUAUUAUCCCAGCAACAAUAGCAAUAAACCACAUUAAUGUCUUUUUAAGACUAUUCAUUUUAAGCCACUGAAAUAUUAAUAAUAUAAUAACAUGAUGCAAUUUUAAAGCGCAGCACACUUUUAAUUUACAAGAACAAUCAGAAAUUGGUAUUGGAAUCUAAAAAACUUAAAUAUAUAAAAUACCCAAAUAAAUAAAUCCUAAGUAAAGUUAAACCACUGUUUUUAAACUACGUUGACACAGGCUAUUUCACAAUAAUGGAAUCUCCCUAAGAAAAACCUAAUGGCCAUUAUUAAGGUCAGCUAAAAUUAAUGAGGAAAUCUCCAUUUAUUGUACAAUAAAUUCAUAGCAUGGUUAUUGUGAAAGUCCAUUAUUGUGAAACUGCAUAGGCCUACACAAAGCAGGCCUACACAAGCUAUCAGAUACAUGCCUAUACAAAAUUCAUUAUAAAUAUACUUUGUUCUGUCUCUUUUAUAUUAAUAUAUUUCCAGGAUAAUACUACUGAUCAUUGGUGCACAUUGUAUGUUCUUUCAGGAUUUCUAUUUUCAUUUCUCUCAACUAUUAUUGUUCUUCUUAUACAGUGUUUGUCACAAUGUAACAGUGCUAAAAUUACUUUAGCUGAUAUGUGAGUUUUUACAUUACACAUUUUAAGAAUAUUAAUCAGAACUGACAUUUUUUUAUUUAAUAUUUUAACUAUGAAUUAGUGUAAUUAAGUAUAAUGUCUAAGGGCCCUAUUUUAGCAAUCUGUAGAGCACUGGUCAAUUGUGUAUCCCGCAGCUGGAUUUAGGGUGAGUUGGUGUGUGUUUGUUAUCGUGAAUACCAAAAAAUCUGCUUUGCGUGACUCUAAAGGCACAAAUGACAUGAACUAAUUAUUUUAAUUCAUGGGUGUGUUUUGGGCGUAACAUGAAAUAAACCAAUUUAGUGUGCCAGUCGUCAUUACCUUUAUGUGGCAGGUGCUCUCUGACUUUGGCACAUUUGCAUCUUUAUAUGUUUUUGUGCGUCUGAGCAGAGGAUACUGACCUGUGCAUUCAGGCUGUGAAGGUACACCAGCAGCUCAUUUAAGGGAACAGCAAUGUAAUUUAAUCUUCAUUCUGUUUAUUGUUGAGGUAAAAGCUGGAUUUGCAUGCUGCAGUGCGUUUAUUUGUGUGUGAAAUAAGCGGUGGUGUACAUGGUUAGAUAGGAUUGGGUGGGUGACUGCUGACUGUUGUCAGUGUUUUAAUCAGUCAGUGGCACCUUUGUUUCCCACCACCAAGACAGCAAUACAAUUGAAAUUUACCUGAACUCACCUCACUUCCAGACUACCACACCCAUCAGCGUAGAUUUAUUCCUAAACUCUGAUGCUAUUUAACUGUGUGGGUGCUGGGCGUGAAAAUACUGCUGAUGGGGUGUAACAUAUCAAUGAGCAUGCAACGCACCUUGGGUGUACAGUAGGGUCCAAAGUUUUUAUAGGGAGGUUUGUUUACUCAGCAGCCAGGCUGUUUUUUGCGGUCCCAAAAGACCAGGCUUUCAUCUCUACGAAUGGGGAGAGACUAAAAAGCUAAAAUGCUUGAAACUGAAUGUCAUAAUAAUAUUUCAAAAACAAAUUUUAAAUCACUGAUAAAUUCUGCCGACCUUAUAAAUAGUUUGUAGUAGGGCUGCAGCUAUCGAUUAUUUUAGUAAUCAAGUACUCUACUGAAAAAUUGAUUCGAUUAAUUGAGUAAUCGGAUAAAACAUAAAAUAAGAGAUUUCAUAAAAUAAGAAAUUUCACUCAAUAAUGAAUGACCAAUUGGUUUAAUUUUUAAAUUUACAACAUACAUUUCCACACUGCAAACAAA
This is a messenger RNA of Astyanax mexicanus (Mexican tetra), 3235 nucleotides long. It is a transcript of the gene spi2, whose product is annotated as Spi-2 proto-oncogene. The transcript is spliced from 5 exons. The coding region runs from base 1 to 729 and encodes 242 amino acids. The record is from RefSeq and is a predicted model, not a curated record. Gene Ontology annotation, cellular component: nucleus. Gene Ontology annotation, molecular function: sequence-specific DNA binding; DNA-binding transcription factor activity, RNA polymerase II-specific. Gene Ontology annotation, biological process: regulation of transcription by RNA polymerase II; cell differentiation. Lineage: Eukaryota; Metazoa; Chordata; Actinopteri; Characiformes; Acestrorhamphidae.